This is a messenger RNA of Micropterus dolomieu (smallmouth bass), 2202 nucleotides long. RefSeq lists its product as uncharacterized. NCBI's taxonomy places the organism in Eukaryota, Metazoa, Chordata, Actinopteri, Centrarchiformes, Centrarchidae. The transcript has 5 exons. The record is from RefSeq and is a predicted model, not a curated record. The coding region runs from base 469 to 921 and encodes 150 amino acids.
ACGUCUCUUUCGCCUGCAUGAAACAACAAGCUAAGAACGCAGGGGGAAAGAUAUACUUUUUGUUGUCCUUAGUUGUCUUUUCCUGUCCUUAUGAAUUCUCCUUCACAUCUUUUCCUGCCCUCAUAACUUUUCCAUCGAGGUCAAGGAAAAAUUUUUAGGAAAAGACAAAGGCGGUCUUUUUUUGGACUUGUAUACCCAGGACUAUGCAGCUAUUUCACUAAUGAACGAGACAGUCCGCAGGUUCACUUUCUGUAUGACGUCGAGCCAGUGGAUGAACCAAAUCAGACCUGCAAAGAUCAAACACACACCAGACUUCAGGGAACAAAGUCAGCCAUCAGCACCAGAUCUGGAAAUCAACGGCAGCAGUUUUAAAUCUCAAAGGGAACGCAGUGCUGCUGUUUAUAGAAAUGAAGCUGUUCUGAGAAAGCAGAAGGUGGUGAGACAGUGUGGUGGACGUCUCUCUUCGCCAUGGCAUCAGCUCUGCCGGUGUACUACCAUGGUGCCAUCAGCAAAAAGGAGUGUGAGGAUCUGCUGGGAAAGAAGAACAAGGAUGGAGCCUACCUGAUCCGAGACAGCGAGACCAUCCAUGGAGCCAUGUGUCUUUGUGUUUAUAAACAAAGUGUGGUGUAUACCUACAGACUGCUGCAAUCACACACUGGACAAUAUACUCUCAUGACAGCAGGAGGGUUGGAGGAGACAUUUUUUAAGUCUUUGGAAGAUCUGAUCCGUCACUAUAAAAGGAAGAACCAGGGACUGGCCAUCCAUCUGCGCCACUCAGUCAAAAGGAAGUCAGCCUUGUUAAUCCAGCCCAGGAAACCACCUGAGGUACAACCACAGAGGGAAGAGAUACCUUUACGUGAAGAAGAGCCUGACUAUGAGAAUGUUCCUGACUCUGACUACGUUGAAGUCUUGCCCACCUGAACAACUCUGACUUUUGACAUUUAGCAUCAAACACAUGAGGAGAGUAUGAAAAUAAAUUUUUUGGGGAAGUCUGAACCAUUAGUGCUUUAAAAAAACGAUGUGAGAUUCACAGACUGGAUCGAAUUCAGAAUAAUGAACAAGGAACUUGGACAAAUGGAUGCUGAAGAGCAAUGAACUCUUCAUCUUCUUGUACUCCUGUAGUUAUUCUUUUAUCCCCUGUUUUUAGCCACGCUAGCAGUGUGGUUCUACAGAUGUCGAUCCGUCCGUUCACACGGAAUUAUCUCAACAACCAUUGGAUGGAUUGCCGUGAAAUUUGGUUCAGACAUUUAUGGUUCCCAAAGGAUGAAUUGUAAUCACUUUGUUCCCUUAACAGCCCAUCUAGUUCAGUUAUCUGGUCUAAUUUUCAAUUUGUUUUGUGAGUAUUUACUUGCAAAAUUAUGAUUAGUGCUAUGAGCAGAUGUUAACGUACUAACCUACGGUACAUUAUACAGUAGCAUCAGCAUUUUGUCAAUGCUUUGUGAUACUUUGUGAGCUUACUAAUAUUAGCACCACUGUGUCUAAGUCAAGCGUUGUGACUUUACACAUGCUGAAUGUGUGGGAGCUGCUAAUGAUGAGCAUAUGAUAUUUUUUAACACCCACUGUUAGACUGAGUCUGAAAGGAAAGUGAUCAGAUAACUUUUGCAUGUCUGACGAGAUGCUAAAAUGAGGAGAAUAGGGGAUGCAUCCCACACAGUGAGCCAAACAUUUCAACAACUGUGUGAUCAACUGAUCAGUUGCGUAAUUACUUCAAAAAUCUGAAGAUAUGUGCAUGUGGAAACUCUUGACCUAUUAAAGGAAGUCCUAAAGGGAUUACUCAUAUAGCAAAAAAUCUGCCAAGUGAAAGGCGGUUUCAGUAUUUCUCAGCCCUUAUUAUUUACCAUCACCGGCAACCAUGCAGAGCACAAUGUCACAGAUUAUUGUUUUUAUUGAAAAACCACAUAAACCAUCUUCAGCUUCUUUUUGAUCUUAAAUAUCCAAAAAGUAAUUUCUUUAGAUUAAUGUUAAAACAAAAAACUCAUAGAAUAGCAAAAUAUUGUCUUUAUAUAUGAUAUCUUCCUAUACGUAUUUUUAUGUAACAAACAGGAGGAAAUAGUGCAUUUGUUGUGGACUAUUUUCAGCAGUGGAUGAAUCCACAUGUGGUGCUCCUGUUUGUGGUCAGAAAAAACUUCAGUGUGUGUUCUCGGUGAUGAUGGAACAUGUCACCCAGUGCAGCAGUGAGGCUCACUGAUGGGUUUUUACAAU